Messenger RNA from Tuber aestivum (summer truffle), 2648 nucleotides. The record is from the annotation of a GenBank genome assembly. NCBI's taxonomy places the organism in Eukaryota, Fungi, Ascomycota, Pezizomycetes, Pezizales, Tuberaceae.
AUCACAAAAUCAACAAUGGGAAAGGAUAACGAAGUAAUCGAGGGUGUCAAGAAGAUCGCGCUCGGUGAAGGGAGUGAAAAGCCUGCUCAGGGAGCUUCUCAAGCCCCCAGAGCUCCUAAGGCUGACAAAAAGUCGAAGAAAGUUGUUAGUAGUACAGCUACGGGCCCUUUGGAGGUGCACAAUACACCCCCCCUUCACAAACAAGAGUUAUUUCUGGGUAGGACUAAUUUUUGUUCUUUAGUUGGAACCUCCUCCCGGGUAUAUUUCACAUAGAAUUCAACUGUUUGAAAGACUGAAAGCCGAAUAUGAUCAAGAGGUCGCUGGUACGGGUGGACUAUUGUUUCAACUUUGAGUCAUUCAGCUGAACAGCUUCUUAUAGCGAGACCUCACGAGGACAUCGCUAUCAGUCUCCCCGAUGGAAAAACUGUUGCCGGUAAAUCUUGGGAAACUACUCCAUCUUCAAUUGCCCGCGGAAUUAGCAAGAGCCUUUUUGAGAAAACCGUUAUCGCAAAGGUCGACGGCAAGGUGUGGGAUUUGGAAAGACCGUUCGAGAAAUCUGGAACCUUAGAGCUUUUGGAUUUUGAAGAUCCGGAAGGUGGGUCACUUCAGAUACUUCUACUGUUAUCGCUUUGUUGACAUUCCAUUCUAAAGGUAGACGUGUGUUCUGGCAUUCAUCGGCCCACAUUCUUGGUGAAGCAGCUGAGCGCCGAUUUGGAUGCCAUCUUUGCCUUGGACCUCCGACUGAUGAUGGAUUCUUCUACGAAAUGGGUCUUGGUGAGGGUGAGGUUGUCACGGCUGCCGAUUACAAGCCGUUGGAGACCAUUGUCCAGAAAGCCAUCAAGGAGAAGCAACCUUUUGAGAGACUGGUUAUAUCAAAGGAAAACCUUAUCGAGAUGUUCAAACACAACAAAUAUAAACAGACUUUGAUUGGAUCUAAGAUUCCAGAUGGAACCAGUACUACUGUUUACAGAUGCGGACCACUGAUCGAUUUAUGUGUCGGUCCUCAUGUUCCAAACACUGGCAGAGUAAAGGCUUUCCAGGUUAUGAAGGUACAGUACGACCCUUUUGUCUAGCUAUUGCCUGCUUUGUUUUGCUUUUGAUUUCUUUUUUUUUAAAAAAAAAGGAAAAUAAAAAUUGACAAUUGUACAGAACUCCUCAUCGUAUUUCCUUGGCGAUGCUAGCAAUGACUCACUCCAGCGUAUUUACGGUGUCAGUUUCCCUGACAAGAAACAACUUGAGGAGCACAAAAGGCUCCUCGAAGAAGCUGCUAAACGCGACCAUCGUAAAAUUGGUAAAGAGCAAGAGUUGUUCUUCUUCCACGAGCUUUCCCCUGGUUCAUGUUUCUUCCUCCCACACGGGACCCGCAUCUACAACACCUUAGUUGACUACCUUCGUCAGGAGUACUGGAAACGUGGGUAUGAGGAGGUUAUCAGUCCCAACAUGUAUAAUGCCAAACUCUGGGAGACUAGUGGACACUGGCAAAACUACCAGGAAAACAUGUUUACCUUUGAGGUUGAGAAGGAUAAGUAUGGUCUCAAGCCUAUGAACUGCCCUGGCCAUUGUUUGCUCUUUGGGCACCGCGAACGCAGUUAUAGAGAGCUUCCGUGGCGAGUUGCGGAUUUUGGAGUUAUCCACCGCAAUGAAUUUUCUGGCGCCCUUACCGGAUUGACUAGAGUUAGAAGAUUCCAGCAAGAUGAUACUCACGUUUUCUGCACCGAGGAGCAGGUUAGUAAUUCCUCCAUCCCAACAUGUCAAUAUUCAAUAUUCAUGUAGAAGGGGCAAAGGUUGGGUCAGAAAUCCACGGACUCUUCGAUUUCCUUAAGACCGUCUACGGCCUUUUAGGCUUUACCUUUAAACUCAAGCUUUCCACCCGCCCAGAGAAAUUCGUCGGCGACGUCGCAACCUGGGAUUCCGCUGAGGCUCGGUUGACGAAAGCCCUUGACGAAUUCACCGCCAGCGGUGGUGGAAAGUGGGAAAUGAACCCGGGAGACGGCGCCUUCUACGGCCCCAAAAUCGACAUCACAAUCUCGGACGCCCUUCGCCGCGAAUAUCAGUGUGCUACCAUUCAGCUCGAUUUCCAACUUCCCCAGCGCUUCAAGCUAGAGUAUAAUACCGGUGAGCCCUCGGCGAAAGGUGAGGACGGAACAGGUGAGAUGGGGCACUACAAGCGCCCCGUUAUGAUUCAUCGUGCUAUCCUUGGAAGUCUGGAGCGCUUCAUCGCGAUCCUCACGGAGCACUUUGGCGGGAAGUGGCCGUUCUGGCUUAGCCCUCGACAGAUCUUGGUCAUUCCUGUAAUGGCUGCCGCGAACAACUAUGUGCUUGAGAUUCAAAGGUUGUUUAGAGCAAAGGUGAUGCAUGUUGAUGUUGAUAUCGGAUCGAACACUAUGGCGAAGAAGAUUAGGACUGGGCAGUUACAACAGUAUAACUUUAUAUUUGGUACACCUUACCCCCCCUCUACCGUUCUUAAACCCUUGUGUGCUAACAGUGUUAUAGUUGUUGGAGCUGAAGAGGAACGGUCCCGUUCUGUGAACAUCCGUAAUAGAGACAACAAGGAAACGCAGAAUAAGGGUGAAUUAGUGCCGAUCGACGUGGCGCUUGAGAAGCUCUGUGCACUCAGGGAUGAGAGGAGGGUGGUUAACGAACUGUAG